AUGCUGUUUGACGUGUGGGUGUUGGCGCCAUUGGUGUUAGGCUGCGGCAAGGAUUCUUCGGUUGGUUCGGCUCCGCGGUUUGCCGUUGCAUCGCCCGCCCCCCACGGCCGUGUUCCACAAGCAACGCGAACACCAGUGUCAAGUGUCUGUGAUGUCCUCAAUCCCUGCACCGCAGUCGAACUCACGCCUUCGUCGCUUGUGGUUGGUCGUUUUUACAUGUUUGGAUCGUGUGUGCCCAAGGCACAGACAGAUCCGUGCCCGAUCGGGUCGCUCGUCGCUGACGUCCACGAUAGUGCGUGCCGAUGGUAUGCAUUCGCCGUUAAUUUUCAACCGGACCCAAUCAGUUUUCAACAACGCAACGGAUGUGACAUCCACGAACCCUUUUACAAGUACUUGGCCCACCGGUUCUUGAAGCGCAUGUACGGGCACCCGGCGGAAGAAACGCUCAUCUUAGGGAUCAGGUCGUUCCUCGGGCACCGACGCCAUCCCAUCGUGGUUGACGCGCGUGAAAACGUAGUGGACACUCUGGCCCCGAGAUUCAAGGUGGCUGACAGUGUAUGGAAUUUGCAACAGCCGCUCGAGCACACGACUGAAGGCUACGUACGUCGCAAUAUUUGA
Molecule: messenger RNA, 618 nt
Organism: Aphanomyces astaci
Lineage: Eukaryota; Oomycota; Saprolegniomycetes; Saprolegniales; Verrucalvaceae
Exons: 2
Coding region: 1-618 (205 amino acids)
Source: RefSeq, a predicted model, not a curated record